Lachancea meyersii CBS 8951 is the source of this 1425-nucleotide messenger RNA. NCBI's taxonomy places the organism in Eukaryota, Fungi, Ascomycota, Saccharomycetes, Saccharomycetales, Saccharomycetaceae. The record is from the annotation of a GenBank genome assembly.
AUGUUGGGACUUCUGGGUCACACUGCCCGCGUCACUGCGAGAUCAUCGCUGAGGAAGACCGCUGCACCAAAAAUCGGGAGCUUUAGAGCUUUCAGUGGGGCCAAAUCAGUGCUAAAUGAGAAAAAAAAUGAACAGAAGACACACUCGAUUCUCACAGAAGAUCUACUGGCCAAGGCUGGUCUGGAUGUCGAAGAGGGUAAGCAACAGAGUGAAAAGUCUCAGGACCAGAAGAAUGCGGAAACGGAGGAGCCCCAGGGCCGUGACGGCUCGGGAAAACGCAAAAGAAAGAGACAAACCUCGACAGACAUCAAACGCGAGCGUUACGCAAACUGGUUUUAUAUUGGGUCUUUUGCCGCUCUCACGGGUGCGGCUGGGUACCUGGCUCGCGAUUGGGAGGCUGACGAACCCGAAGAAUUGAAAAAAGAAGCUGGCAACGGUUACACGCCCGAACUAAUGUACAGACGGUUGAAGUUGCGUUUCAAUUCCAUUUUCUCGUAUUUCCAAGAACCCCCUUUCCCGGAUUUGCUUCCCCCACCUCCACCUCCUCCAUACCAAAGACCUCUGACACUCGUGUUGAGUCUGGAGGAUCUUUUGGUUCACUCGGAGUGGACUAAGGAACAUGGCUGGAGAACAGCCAAGAGACCUGGUGUGGACUACUUUUUGGGCUAUUUAUCGCAAUACUACGAAAUUGUACUGUUUUCUUCCAACUACAUGAUGUACGCGGACAAAGUGGCCGAGAAAUUGGACCCCAUCCACGCCUUUAUCACUUACAACUUGUACAAGGAGCAUUGUUUGUACAAGGAUGGCGUUCAUGUCAAGGAUUUGUCUAAGCUAAACCGUGAUCUUGGCAAAGUCAUCAUUGUCGAUUGUGAUCCUAACUCUUACAAGCUGCAACCCGAAAAUGCCGUGCCCAUGAAGCCCUGGGACGGCAAAGCUGACGACGGUUUAUUGAAAAUGAUCCCCUUUUUGGAAUAUCUGGCCACCCAGCAGAUGAAUGAUGUCAGACCUGUGUUGAACAGCUACAACGACAAGUACCAGAUUCCAGAGGAGUUUGAACGCCGUGUCGCUGUGCUCAAGAGCAAGUUUUACAAAGAGCAGGAGGCCAAAGCCAACGGCAAUUGGGCGCUCAAGGCCCUCGGAGCCGGUGCUCUCGGUUCCGCGAAGCCCAAAUUCCCACUAGAUCUUCUCAGAGAGGAGGGUGAGAAGAACUACGUUCGUUUCAUGCAGCUGAUUGAGGAAGAGAAAGAAAAGAUAAGACUCCAGCAGGAGCAGAUGGGUGGUCAGACCUUCACGCUCAAGGACUACGUCGAGGGCAACUUGCCAUCGCCAGAGGAGCAGAUGCAGAUGCAAAUGCAAAAACAGAAGGAGUUCGAAGCUCAGUAUGAACAAAACAAGGCUGCCGAUCAAUCAGGCCAAACGAAAUAA